AGAUAUAAGUCAACAUACACUACUGUUUUUGUGGUCUUAUUUAACAAAUUUUAUAAUUUCUUUUAAUGUUAAAUUCUAAUCAUACUGAUGGUAUUUAUUGUAUAGAAUACUUGACAAACAUUUGUUAUUAUAUGAUAAACAUCACAGAAUACAUGAUGUUCACAUACAUAUGUAUAUGUUACUAACUAUAUUUAAUUUAGUAUGUUGUGUCGUAUUUUCUUUUCUUCUCUUUUGUAUUACUCUACAUAGGUCAAACAAGUAAUUCAAACAAAAUACAACUAUCUCUGAUUACUAACAACUACUUUGAUAAAUGGAAUGUUCUUUUAAACUACGGAUCUUUUACAAAAGAAUUUAGACAAUUUUUAUUGGAUACACAUUGUUAAUGUUUGAUAUAUUGUAUUACUGUUGAUGAUAUUCCUUGCGGAAUAAUUUAUCAGUGAAUCAGAUUCAAUAUUUCAAAAAAGAUGCUGAAAAAUACAAAUCACUUGUCCAGUACCCCGUCUACUCAUCCAAAUGACCGUGAAAAACUGUUUGAUUUUGGAUUGCCGCCCAGUGCAAGAAAAGCUUAUGGGAAUCUCACUGAACAAUCUACUAGGAAAGCCUAUAGUAAUAUUAAUCUCAGUGAUACAUUGACUGACACAGAUGAGGAUUAUUCACAAAAAGACCGCCGAUAUUCAUACUAUGAUCAUUCUAGCACCAAACAGAAUGCAAAAAUAGUGAGAGCAGGUUCAUUCAAUUGCACUGAUUCUUUUAGCUAUGAAAAUGGUUCAAGUGACUGGAAUUCAAGUAAUUAUCGUCACUUUCCACGAUUCAAACCUUCUGAUGAGAAAAUUGAAAAUGAUACACAAUUUGGUAAACAAUCUGAAUCACCAUCUAUAAAUAGAAAUAUUAGUCCUGUGGCAAUUGCUUCAUCUACACCAAAAAUAAAUCAUAAAACACCGACAGUUAUGAAUAUAACAAAUUCAUCUGUCGUUACAGGGAAUUCUUUUGAAGUUUCUGCCGAUGGAAUGAAUAAUAGUAGUAUUACUCAGAAUAAUCCAUUUUCACCAAGGAAUGCAACUCCUACUGCAGAAACUAGUGCAAUUGAUGAUUCACCCAGUAUGACGAGAAGUAGUGUAAUAUCUCCUAGUAAGUUUAGAACUUUUCAGACGUCAGCAAACGAAGAUAAGGUUAAUAAUCAAUAUAAAAUGAAACAAGAUAAAUAUUUAAAGUCAUCUAAUAUUGUUAUUGUUCAUGCAGAAGAUGUGACUAAUAAUUACAAAGAGAUUUAUCCACGGUUUACUGAAAGUUUAAUGCAUUCAUAUAAAAAUCAAAGCAUGGCAAAUUCACCAAAAGUGAGUAAUAGACAGCAUAUACAGUUAGUUUAUGCUAAACCAUCGAAAUUGAGAAGAGAUGUUAUGGCACAUAAUGACCGUGAAGAAAUAUCACCAGUAAAAAUGAGCAUUGCACCUGUAACUUUAUCAGCGCCUACAGAACCAUAUAUGUUUGAUGACUAUUUUAUAAUUAGAAAACCUGAUCUAAGUGAUAUACCUGAACAAAAGCUUGCAACUUUAUCUAAUCAAUUUGGUGAACUUAAUGAUUCUGUGGAACGUGUUAUUAUUCGUAUAUUCGAUUCAGCUGUAGUUCCAGGUGGUGCACUACGUGGUGUUGUUUAUAUAUGUCUUAAAGAACCAAUUAAAUUGAAUACUUUAUUUAUUACCACAGAAAUGGUUACGAAAACAAUAUCUUCAGAUGAGAAACAAGAUAUGGAGAAACGAAUACCUAUAUCAUAUACUGUUUUGUCAGAUGACCCAUCAGUUGGUAAAAGAAUGCCAAUACGUAAAUUUACUUGUCAAGAACCAGAAUUUAUGCAGUCACCAGUAAAAGAAGUUGAUCUUAGUGAUCCAUGUUUCUCACCAUAUAUUGGACCUGUCCAACUUGCUCCAGGUGAUCAUGCAAUUCCUUUUGCGUUUCCUCUUGAAAGUGAUGCACAUCCGUCAAUAUUACUGAAGGGUAAAGUUGGUUUUACGCAUGAAGUAGAAAUUAUACAUAGAUAUUAUAUCUAUGGAACCAUCAGAUUGAGUCGACCAAAUGAAAAUAAUUCAGUAACAAUCAGUACAGAUAAUUUAAAUGUCAAAGUUCUUAGUUGUGGUCCACCAAAUUAUACACUUCCUAAUGGUGGACGAAUACCAGCUAUCAUGAAAACAUUUACAAUGGAAAAUAGACAAAUGUUAAUACAGAUUGAAAAUAUAAUCUUUCAAGAGGCCGAUGAUAUUAAUAUUUAUAUAUUUACGGAUGAACCAGUUGGUAUACGUUAUGCUGAAGCUUAUUUACUUCGUAUAUUUCAUAUACCUGGAUUAAAAGUUUCUGAUACAAAAGCAUUAUAUAAAUUGAAAAAGUAUCCUCCUAAUGUUUUUAUUGAUGGCCGUACAGAAAAAACUACUUUUACUGAAAAUCUACCUUUACCAUUCUCUGAAGCAGCUGAAAUUGAGAGUGGACGAUUAUUUUCUAAUUCACAACAUUUACCAAGUCAUUAUCGUGAUUUUCGUGUAUCAUGUGAAUCUUUAAACUCAACAGAACAAUCACAAAGAACAUUACAUUGUGAUUCAUAUAAAGAUUUACCUAGAGAUGCCCGUAAAGCCGGUUGUCAUUUAACAUUAAACGUUCCAAUCAAUUCAGUUCCACAAAGCUGCUUAGAAUCACUGAAGAUAACUUAUUAUAUUAGGGUACUUAUACAUGGUAAACGUAAAGUAAUGGCUUAUAGUUUACCAAUAUCAGUAGUUGAACAACGUACUAAAGAUUAUAAAAUGCGUUAUUUGGGUGAAGGCAAUCAUAUAUACGAUCCAGAAUAUUUAAAAUUAAAACGUGACAGUAAAUGUUCCGUUUCAUAAAAUUUGGAUACAAAUAAAUCAACUGAUAUAAUACAAUGAAAUUUAAAAUUAGUAAAUUUAUCAAUCAUUAGUUAUAACUUAUCUAGGAGAAAAACGGAGUGAAAGAGAAAAAAAGACACAUUAAUGUUAGAUUCUUUUUGUUUGUUUGUUUGUUUUUGUUAUUGUCUUGAAUUCGUGUUGUUGUUGUUGUUGUUGCUGUUGUCGUCGUCGUCGUCGUUUUGUUUGUUUGUUUUUCAUCUACGUUGUUACAUUGUCCAUUAUGUUUUGUUAUGAUACAUAGUUGUGGAUUCUUUUUAAAUUGACUUAUUUAUUUUAUUUGGUUAGUUUUGAUCUCUUUUCAUCUGCUUAAUUAACUAAGUUGAGUUGCUAUUAAUAAUUACCAUCAUUGUAUUCUAUAUCUUUGAUUUUAUCGAUUUUCUGAUAAAAAAAAUAUAUUACAAAAGAGUGAUACAUGUUCCAUCCAUUAAAGUUACUCAUCAGUCAAUUUAUUUAAUCAAUAAUUGAUUAAUAAAUAAAUAAACAAAUAAAUACUGUGGUAAACAUUUACAUGAAUUAAAUUCCUUCGAAUAGAAAAUGUCUUGUUUCUUCUAGUUAAUCGAUAUGUGUUUAUAUAC
Schistosoma bovis is the source of this 3484-nucleotide messenger RNA. Lineage: Eukaryota; Metazoa; Platyhelminthes; Trematoda; Strigeidida; Schistosomatidae. The record is from the annotation of a GenBank genome assembly.